AUGGAUUGGCUAGGUGACAUUGUCAAUCUAGAGGAGUUGAACGACGUUGAUCCUAUCGACCCCAGCGAAUGGGCCUCCUUGACAACACUCGAAGAUGGUAUCCACAGCGAAUCUCUAAUGGAUCAUUCGCUGCCAGCCCAGCUUGUACCAGAGGCCAACCCCAAGAGGGUGUCGCCAAGACCACCAGCCAAGAUUGGGACACGCUUCUCACAAGACGCGGUUCGAAUAUUGAGAGCCUGGUUUUCUUCCCACGAAGGAAACCCAUACCCCAAUGAAAAAGAGCGACUGACCCUUGAAUUGCAAACUGGACUCAAUAGCACGCAAGUGUACAACUGGCUAGCCAACGCUCGCCGACGGAGACCAAGGAGUAUGUUCCAUGAACCCGCAACGCCCAGUCGACAACAGUCCCCAGUCCCUAUCAACAUCCCACAGAGACCAGGAACACCAAUGAUCCCUCUCCAGAGAUGGAUGGACUCGCCGCCCGAAGAUGAGCCCGUGGAAGUGGCAUCCAUCGUCCGCGCCAUGGAAGAUAACUCUUGCCGCCUGAACCAAGCCGAGAAUCUCGCCCGUGGGUGGAGCGGAGGGUCAAGCCGAUGUUCAUCAGCAAGCAGUGUUGAUUCGUCCCACUCUAGGAGUAGUUCGCUACGCUCCGCGGCAUCCUGGACGUCCUCGAAUUCUAUAGGUACUAGACGGAGAAGCCGGCGCCAAGGAAGCAGAAGAGGGUUGCCUCGGAACUUGGAGCUUGCCAAACGACCCCUCGUCUCCCCGACCAAGCCAUACCAAUGCACAUUUUGCACGGAUUCCUUUGGCAAAAAGUACGAGUGGCAGAGGCACGAGAAAUCCCUUCAUCUCCCUGUGGAUAGAUGGAAGUGCUGUCCCGACCAACCCCGUGUCGUAAAUGGACCCGAAAAUCAACUCUGCUGCGUGUUUUGUGGCGAAACUAAUCCGAGUACUACACACAUGGACAGCCAUAGCCCGACGUCGUGUCAGGAACGCGAGUUCGCUAGGAAAGACCACCUGAAACAGCACCUACGACUCGUUCAUAAUGGCACGUUGCUGGACAGCUUCCAGGCGUAUUGGAAAGCGGAUGCACCGGACAUAAGGUCACGCUGCGGUUUCUGUGGCGAGGCUUUGGGUAGCUGGACGUCGAGGACUGAUCAUCUGGCGGAUCACUUCAGAGCCGGGCAGGAUAUGGCUGAUUGGAAAGGGGAUUGGGGUUUUGAUGAAUUCAUCCUGGCCAGGGUUGAGAAUGCUAUUCCACCAUACUUGGUUGUGAACGAGAGAGACACACCCUUUCCCUAUGCGGCCAGCACCCCGCCUGUAGAAGCACCCAGGUGUGCUUAUGAGCGCAUCAAGAUCGAUCUGCUAUGGUUUUUGCAAUCCUUCCAAGACCAAUAUGGUCUCAUCCCCAGUGAUGACCAAUUCCAAUUGGAAACUUGCCGAAUAAUAUUUUCCCUCGACUCUCUCACGUCAGAGGAGGCUUUGGCAAGGGACAGCGCGGCUUCAUGGCUCAGGGAUCUGGUCACUUCCAACCCCGAGAUUUCACAGCGCGCAAAGCUUGCCCCCGUGAGGCGGGAGAACGAGAGUGCAUUCUCAUCACGGUCGAUGCUUCCCACAGCAACCAGUUACUUCGAGGGUUGUCCUUUAGAAUAUGAGCUUCGGCGCUUCGUUCGACAAGCAUGGGCAUCAGGCCAGAUGGACUUGACUGACUCAGAACUGCAAGAUGCAGCAUGUACAGCAAUCUUGGAAGUCGACGCACGUUUCGCAAUGCCUCUAUCCACAUUUGUGGCGAAGUGGCUGGUGAAAACCAGCAUGUCAUCCACAACAUGGUUACAGAAAUUCAAAGAAAGAAUGGGAGCUUUGAAACUGAGAGUUUUUGGGGCCAUGAGCUCUAGCUCGAGCGAGUCACGAACUAAAAAUGAUAGAGCAGUGACUGAGAUGGAAUUUCUGCCGUUUUAUGUCAAUGGAGAGAUUACAUCAACCCAAUCAACUACGCCCAAUCUCUCCCUAGAUGCAGGAUUUGGCGUAUGGGAUGUUGGAACUGAUUACAACCAACCUCAAACCGGAGACCCAAUUAACCCUGCUAUCGGAAAUGAGCUAAACGCUGAAAAAGAAGUCCCAUUCGAUGUGUCAACGCGUCUUUUUUUCCCAGUCGGGGACCGGUUCGGGGGCGUAACGAACAAACCACAUCACGGGCCAGAGUAUCACCCCGGCUCGUGGAUUACCAAAAAAUUCUACUUUCUCAAUGAUCCUAAGUAUCAGCAAUUGCUCUCUAGAGAGCUGAAACGAUGGGUCAAGGCUACAAUCUCGCCCAACAACCCUACAAUGCACAUACCAUCUGACGAGGAGCUGCGUCAUCAAGCCCGAUGUAUGAUGUAUGAUGAGUACGUUAAGUUGAAACUGCCCCAGUAG
Clonostachys rhizophaga is the source of this 2412-nucleotide messenger RNA. Lineage: Eukaryota; Fungi; Ascomycota; Sordariomycetes; Hypocreales; Bionectriaceae. The record is from the annotation of a GenBank genome assembly.